AUGUUGGAAGUUAUCACAGGAAACACGGACAGGUUUCCCACCAUCGACCUGAAAUCGAUACGAGUUGACACGACCAAUUGUGAGGAGAAAACCAAGUCGGGGGCGCUCACCUCGACCAAAACCAUCGAUGACCCAACGGUCGAAUUCAUUUCGGGCAUUGUCGGGGAUAUCAUGAAGGGUGACGACGACCGCCGGAUGACGGUGCGAACCUCGAUCGCCACCGACUUUUCGUCGGCCGAUAGCGUCGCUGAUGCUGAUAUUGAGGACGAGGGGCCAGAGGAACUCGACGAGCGGUUGUUGUGUGACAUCGCUGAAAACAUGAUCGGCCGUAACAUUCCGUUCGAGACGCCGUUCGGCACGAAGGCUCAGUGCUAUGCGGACUACACGGCCAGUGGCAAGGCUAUCGAAAGUGUCGAGACUUUCAUCCGCAACGAGGUUAUGCCUACGUACGGUAACACGCACACGUCCACAUCUGUCACGGGUCUUCAAACCACGUCCUUCCGAGAGGAAGCCCGCCAGAUCAUCGCCAAGGCUGUUAAUGCUCGUCUCCAUGGCAGAAGAGCUCGUGACGUGGUUAUCUUCAGUGGUCAAGGGUGCACCAGUGCCAUCGGCAAGUUCAUCACUGCCCUCGGGCUCACCACGAUGCGACGCCACCAUCGUCCGCACAAGCGGCCGGUCGUCUUCACAUGCCCCUUUUCGCACCACUCCAACUUGCUUCCGUGGCGUGAGCUGUACGCUGUCGACGUCGUCGAGAUCUCUGAGGCAAAGACUGGUGGUGGCUUGGACCUCGAUGAUCUCGAGCGGCAGCUACAGAUCUACCGGGGCCGUGAACUCAAGAUCGGUACAUUUGCCGCUGCCUCGAACCUGACAGGUAUGCUGGCUGAUGUCGACAAGGUCUCGAAGCUGCUACACAGGUACGGCGCUCUGUCCUGUUGGGACUACGCCACGUGUGCUCCGUAUGUCGAAAUCGACAUGAAUCCCAAGGACCCUGGUGCGUAUAAGGACGCUGUGUUCUUUUCCGGCCAUAAGUUCGUGGGAGGUCCCGGUUCCCCGGGUGUUCUGGUUGUCAAGAAGAACUUGAUGACUAACGAAGUACCGACGACGCCUGGUGGUGGCACCGUGUUGUUCGUGACCGAGAAAGCUCAUAGCUACCUAGCCAACAAGGCGGAGCGUGAAGAAGGCGGCACUCCGGACAUUCUCGGCAGCAUUCGCCUUGGUCUUGCUUUCGAGAUCAAGCAACGUGUGGGCACCAAGCACAUUAUGGACAUCGAGCGCCAACGCGUGCGUCACGUUCGCGAGGUGCUCGGUCAGAAUGACCACAUCACUUUGCUCGGCCAUGAUAACAUGGAGCAGUUGCCGGUGUUUUCGUUCCUGGUCCGCUUUGGCGACCGCUUCCUGCACCACAACUUUGUGUGCGCACUGCUGAACGAUCUCUUUGGCAUCCAGGCGCGUGGGGGAUGCCAGUGCGCCGGUCCGUUCGGUGCUCGUCUACUCGGUCUUAGUCGCGAGCACAUCACUGCUCUAGGGUAUGCUGUCGUUGCUAGAGACGAGGUGCUGAAACCGGGUGUCUCCCGCGUGAGUUUUCCGUACUUCCUUGACCACGAUGAGGUGGAGUACAUCCUGGACGCGAUCAAUUUUGUGGCUGAUCACGGCUGGAAGCUCUUGCCGCAGUACGACUUUGACCCGAAGAACGGAGCGUGGCGUCACGUUUCGCGCGCCACCGUCCGCUUCCCUGCCAAGAAGUUUCUGGCGAGCAUGCAACUCGAUGACGUUGAGACCGUUCGCCAGUCCGUGUGUGCUCUUCCUAUUUUCAACAUCGCCGCUCAUCGUCGCGGGAACCUGAGACAGGCCGCUGUUCUGGCAGAUGCCUGUAUCAAAGAAGCCGUGUCGGCCGAUGAUCUCCCGGUGGGGCAGAAGCUAGCACCGAGCCACGAGUGGCUCCGUUGGUUUGUGUACCCACACGAGGCCAUUGCUGGCUAUAAGGAGAAGGGCGAAAAGCCGGCGCUCACGGAACAGAUCGAGGGUCCUUGCCAACCCCAGUACUACCUCGAUGGCUCCAUCCACAGCGUUUGGGAUGGCGUGCGGUCGUUGGGAAGUAUGAAGCGGAGUCUGAUGGGACGGAUCUUUCUCAGGGUGUUCAUGCAAGACGAUUUAGACGCAAUGAAGGACAAGAGAUCAGACGACGAGCUGAGCAUGCUGAAGGAAGAGGACGCCAUGUGUGUCGUCUUUGGUGGCUAG
Molecule: messenger RNA, 2238 nt
Organism: Peronospora matthiolae
Lineage: Eukaryota; Oomycota; Peronosporomycetes; Peronosporales; Peronosporaceae
Source: the annotation of a GenBank genome assembly